GGUUGUGGAAGAAUUUGGUAACACUGCAAUGAAUAAUUCAUUCACUGUAUUUUGUUAGGUAUAAAAGGCAGAGAUUUCAGACAGGUUCAUAACAACACCCUUGUCUUGCUAGUCCCAAUAACAACAGGAAGUCCCGGGGAUCCCAAACUAUGUCAUGAGUACCCUUUUCAAGGUGAUUCACAUGUGUCAAGGGUAACAUAUGACCAUUGGUCCUGAGCCAUAAGUGGGUUACUAGAGCAGCAGCAACUGUGCCUAUUCAGCUCAGGUAAUACAUUUUUUUUAUUUUUUUAGUUGCUUUCUCGUGGUAUGUUGUGGAAGAUCCACACAGCAAACAGCAGCGACAUGGCGACCCAGGAAGUUCUUUGCUGACCUGCACUCCUAGGUUUACAUUGGCUGCUGUCUGUUGGACACGUUUGACACGAAAUCAAGACUUGAUCGCAACAGUACUAGCUCUGAGAAAACCCCCAUGCUUCGCUUUUUCACAGUAACUAGAACUAACUAAAUCAGUGCUAGUAACUAAAUAAACGCAUGUUCACAACAGGUAUUCUUUGACUGGAAUAAUUUUCUGCCUUCCAAUUCUGUUGUGAUUUAGUCGCCGAGCUGUGUGGACUUCUAGCUGUAGCUGUCUCACUGUUCCAUUUUCCAGCCCUGUGCGAUCUCCAAGAACUGCACAGCUUCUGUCUAGACAACGACCCUCUGAGAAAUCUCCCUCUGUGGCCUUACUUAGCUGUUGCAGUGACACCAAGACUGAUGAUGUCAGCCAUUUGCUAGACUGAUAGCCGUGCCUCUCGCAGCUCAGUUAGCCGAGGCAGGCUCUGAGAGUGGGGGCAGAGUCUUGGAGUUUUAUUCUGGGACGAGAUGCAUAUACACGCAGGCACACACACGCGCACACACACGCACACACAUGCACAGGUACACUCUGCAGGGAGGCUGGGCCUUGUGCUUUUUGUACAGCUGGUUUUUAAGCCUGUUUUCACUAAAAUCAAUGCGUUUUCCCUUUUUGACUUUAACAUAAAGCUUCAGUAGUUCAUUGGCCUGCAUGGACAUCUGCUGAGGGAGGAUGAGAGUCUUUCCCAUCCCAGGUGGUCCUUUUUCAUUAUCCAAAGUCUAAGCUUCUGGAAAUCUUUCCACAGUGGAGGUGUCAGUAUGCUGCUACAUUAUGCCAUAUAGAGCAGCGCAUGUCUGAUUUCCAUGGACUCUGGAACCUGCCUUACUGACUUCAGCAGUAAGUACCUGUGUUCAAUUUAGGGUGGAAUGAUCCAUGUCCUGUAAAUGCAUAUUUUUCUCAGAUUUCAUCAGCGGUUUCUUGAUACUGCUGGAGUGCUUGUAAACAGCACCUGAGAUUACAAAAACCUAUGUGUGGAAGAACAUCUCUUUGAAGGAAGCUGCCAUCUGAAUAUUGUGAAAACUCCAUCCAGGAAGGCAGGAGAGCAUAUUGCGCUUCUGUUGACUCUGGUGUGUAAUCUCUGCUUCUUAUGCACUCCAGCACCCCUAUCAGCUCCUUGUUCUCCUUCACCAGCCCUGCAGUGAAAAGGCUGCUGGGCUGGAAACAAGGAGAUGAAGAGGAAAAGUGGGCAGAAAAAGCUGUCGAUUCCUUGGUAAAGAAAUUGAAGAAGAAAAAAGGUGCCAUGGAAGAACUGGAAAGGGCUCUGAGCUGCCCUGGUCAGCCCAGUAAAUGUGUCACAAUCCCACGUUCCUUGGAUGGUCGGCUGCAGGUGUCUCACCGCAAGGGGCUCCCCCACGUCAUAUACUGCAGAGUGUGGCGCUGGCCUGAUUUACAGUCUCACCAUGAAUUGAAACCACUGGAAUGUUGUGAGUUCCCAUUUGGCUCAAAACAGAAAGAAGUGUGCAUUAACCCCUACCAUUAUCGGCGGGUGGAAACCCCAGUGCUACCUCCUGUACUAGUUCCAAGGCACAGUGAGUUUAACCCUCACCUCAGCCUCCUGGCCAAGUUCAGAAACACUUCUCUCCACAGCGAGCCACUGAUGCCACACAACGCCACCUACCCUGACUCUUUCCAGCAUCCUCCAUGCACCCCUUUUCCAUCCUCACCCAGCCACAUGUUCUCCCAGUCACCUAACAGCAUCAGCUACCCCAAUUCACCAGGAAGCUCCUCUGGACCAGGAAGUCCCUAUCAGUUCACAGUGGAAACUCCACCUCCACCUUACCAUGCCAGAGAAACUUCAGGAAACCAAAAUGGGCGGUCAAUGGAUGCAAUAGCUGAAAGUCAACUAGUGCUGUCUUUGCCCCAUGGAGGUAAAUCUGCCGAUGGAGAAACUGAAAACUUUCGCCCUGUUUGCUAUGAGGAACCCCAGCACUGGUGCUCAGUGGCCUACUAUGAACUCAACAAUCGGGUGGGGGAGACUUUCCAGGCUUCCUCUCGAAGUAUCCUUAUAGAUGGAUUUACAGACCCCUCAAAUAACAGAAACAGGUUCUGCCUAGGACUGCUCUCAAAUGUAAACCGCAACUCUACUAUAGAAAACACCAGGAGACACAUAGGAAAAGGUGUUCAUCUUUACUACGUCGGUGGAGAGGUUUACGCUGAAUGUGUGAGUGACAGCAGCAUUUUUGUGCAGAGCCGCAAUUGUAACUAUCAGCAUGGUUUCCACCCAGCCACUGUCUGCAAGAUCCCUAGUGGCUGCAGCCUCAAGAUCUUCAACAACCAGCUCUUUGCCCAGCUUCUUGCCCAGUCAGUCCAUCAUGGUUUUGAAGUGGUGUAUGAGCUGACCAAGAUGUGCACUAUUCGGAUGAGCUUUGUUAAAGGCUGGGGAGCAGAGUAUCAUCGCCAAGAUGUUACAAGCACACCCUGCUGGAUUGAGAUCCACCUGCACGGACCAUUGCAAUGGCUGGACAAGGUGCUGACACAGAUGGGCUCACCUCAUAACCCCAUCUCCUCAGUCUCUUAAGAAUCAUCUCUCGAACUCCCUUAGGACGGAUGCUAUUGCAGGCAGUGGCUUAUAGAAUUUCCAGUGAACAGAAGCUUCUAUAUGUAGAUGUAUGUACAUGUAAAUAUAUCUAUACAUAGUCUACUCUCCUAUUUUUUUCAUGCUAUGUUUUAUGGUUUCUAGCUACUCUGAUGCCAGUACAAUAAGUUUAGGAAUUCAGGAAUAGCAUAUCUGUUCUCCAGUACAAAAUAAGCCAAAUUCCUGCAAAAGUGUCGAACGUUUCCUGUGAGCGCCUUCACUUGCCAGCCAAGCCAGUAAAAGGUGGGAAUUCUCAGCACUUACGUGCGGAUUCAGAAACCUGGCUGUAGCUGUUCCUAGUAGGUGAAAUUCACCCUUCUGCAGACAACCAAAUUCAGAUCUCUGUACCACGUAUAUAUUUUACAACUUAAUUUCAGGUCUAAAAGAGAACCUUAAGUGAUGCACAGGACUUAUGUAUAAAGAUGACUUUUAUCCAGUGAAUUGAAGGACUAAACAGCAAUUCCAGUCUGUCUCCCUGCUGCAGAGCAUGAUGGGACAACAGAUCCUCUGAGGAGCUGAGACACCCCUGUCUCCCAUAGGAUUUGGCAGGAGGACAGAGCCCUCAGGAUGCAUUCAGCACUGGAGCCUUAUCAGAGCAUUUUGGACAAAUCUAAGUAGUCUGAUACUGUUGACACAGUAGCGUAUGGUACUGCUGCACUGAAAUACAACAAGCUCCUAAAAAAAAAAAGAAAAUCUGAAAUAUAUACAUAUGAUGUGUUUAAAAAUUAAUUAACUUCCAGUGCUUUUUUGCAAAGUACAUACAUACUUGCAUAUGUAUCUGGCAUGUAAAAUGAAUCCUAUCCAUUAUACAGUAUUGAUGUAGUUUGUUUUAAAGUUAGGACUAUCUGUAGUUAGACUACUGUGCUGAUACCAAGGGUACAUCUAAAAGGGACUUGAACUGUGAUUCAGAAAAGGGAAAGGAAGUGUGCAUUGAAGAACUGAAUAAUUAGUUUAUCAUCUAUCUUGUGAGAGUCUCUGUAUUGGGAACAGGGCAGAACAAGGAGCCCCACACUCAUAUGGUGCAAGCAGGAGGAGGUGGAAGUCAGUCAUGUCUAUGCUUUGAGCUGUACCAGUUCUGAGGAUCUGAGUGCAACAAUUGGGUUUGACGCAGAGGGGUUCCUGGCCAGUGACUUUGUACAUCCCCAUGGAUGGUUUCUCACCUUAGAUAGAUUUCAUCAUUUACAGUGUCUUUGCCUUGCGGGUAGAGGAUGGUGAGGCAGUGUAAGGCACAAACAAGUGAAGAAUGAACUGAUGCGCAAAACCUUUUUAAAAGCUCCUUGUCUGUGAUCCUCCUGUAAGCAGGAGAACCUUUUGCCCAUACUCUCAGCUGCAGAGCCAGCCUUACAAAAUGCUGUUCACCUGAAAACCUUCUCUGAGGGGACAGCUGAAACACCAUUAUAUGUUCAUGGUCUCUACACCUUGCUGAAAGAGUAGGGGAUUAUUUUUUUCCAGGAAUAGCAACCCAUUUAAAUUGUUGUGCUUUAAGGGCCAGAAAGAAUGACAACUUCUCAAAUCUCAGUCUUAGAACACACAAGAAAUAUACCCAGAAAAAAAAAUAUUUAACAGAAUGUUGUUUUCUUUUCUUCUCACACAAUAUCUGGUGCUACACAUUUUACUGCAUAAUUACAAGAGCAUAUCUGAAAUCUUCAGGUACAUCACAUAUGCUAACUAAAUACAACAUUCAUUGGAAAGACUUUUCAUGUCUUUCAGAAGCUACGUAAUACCUGUCAUGAGGUGGUAAUUAAAAACAGAGCAGAGGAAUCAGUAAACUAGCAGAGUUACUUCCCUUGUACACACCUUCAACUGCCUCCAGCACUGUUAGGACAGAGAAUCAUAAAUGAUCAUUAAAUUAGAGCAGUAAUGGAAAAUUUUGUAGGAAAUGUAUACACAUGACGAGUUCUAUUCUGUCACCAUUUGACAUCCGAAGUUUCACUGUGGGAUAGGAAAAGCUUUACAGCCUCCUGCCACAGUGAAAUCGGGUAGUAAUGUUACACAGAAAUUCCAGGCAUGCCAUUUACUGCUUAGCAGACUUGAGGGAUAUUGGUUUGGAAACAGACAUUUUCCUCCAUUCCCUCAGUGACACCUUACUGAUAUGUUGGUAAUGUGUUUUUUUUUUUUUUUAGAAUGUUGACUGUGCAUUUGCUUCAACAAUUUCUCAUAUGCUUUUCAUAUUACUUUUCCUUUUUCUUUCCUGGUAGCUGGAGACAGAGAAAACUGACCUCCCCUAUCCAGAUCUAGUUCUGUCCUUUAUCCUAGACUCUUCUUUGCCUUUUAGGCUUCAGCUAAGAGACAGAAACUGAAAGUUCCUUCCCUUCUGCUAUAGGAAGGAGCCUAAGGGUUGUUUUCAGACAUUUCUAAUAUUUUCAUCUUCUUCACAGAGAGCAAAGGUGUCCUCACAGGUGCACCAGCUCUUUGACAAAUCUAGAACUCAGUUUCUGGUUGUUGCUUCAGAGGAAAAAUCGACAGUCAGUGAAGCGAAAUAAGUAUUUCUAAUGCAUCUUUCAUUUCAUCAUAAGGUAGAUAAUUCAAUUAGGUAAAAUAUAUUGCCCUCUGAGCAUGCUUAUGUCUUCCCAACAACUAGAAGGGAAACUCAGGGUCACUAGCUCAGAUGUGGACUGCUACAUUGGACAUAUUCAAAAAUAGGUGAGAUGAGUCCUGGGAGAGAUGUAGUGGCGUUGACAACCUGGUAAUGAUGCUUGCACGGUAUGUAAGUGUUGUUUAAAUAGGAGAAGAUAGAUUCAGAGCAGCUUUUCGUUUUCUGUAUUUCUUCUCUUGUGGUAAUCCUCAUACAAAUAGCUCUUUUGGCUUAAAUGACUCCAUGCAUGCAUCUCAUUAAAGAUAGUCACCUUAGUUGCCUUUAAAAGUAAGUAAAGACAGGCAUUUCUGAAACGCGAUUCUUCUGACCUAGUGUGUACAUUAGGAUAAGAUGAUUCAUUCAACCAACUAUUUGCCGAAAGUUGGAUCAAAGCACCUAAUUCUGGGCAAUUAAAGCCAACAGCCAUCUUGGUGCUGUUAACCUGUAAGAGGGCUGUCAUCACUGUAUGGACUACCUCCAGUUUUGGUGGCUUCUGUAGGCUUUAGUCUCACCAGGCCAGCACCAUUUUAUGAGCACCAUGCAUCAGCAGGCAGAGUUUGACCAGCCAGUGGCCUAAAGCACAUUUCAUCUUGGUACUCAGAUCACUUGUUUUCUUAUUAAGCAGUCUAGAGUAGACGAUUGCUUAAUUGUUGCCAGUUCUUCAGCAGCAGCAGUGUUAAUGUGUCAUUUGCAUCCAGAGGUGACUGAAGCAAGUCUGGUACACUGCCCGAAGCCAUUCAGUGGUACUGUUGCUCUGACUGCUCAGAGCAUGGGACUGCUCAGAGGUUAUGGGACUGCUCAGUCCCAUAAUCUCAUACUGUAGUAGACAACCAGGUAUGUUAUAGCAAUGACUGUAGCAUUUUUGUGUGUUAGUGGAGCAUGUGUUUUGCCUCCCCAUCAAACCCUUCCUCAUAGACAACCCACCUAGCUAUGCCUGACAGUGUUUUUACCCACAGCAUGUCCAGGUAGGCCCGUGUGCUUUGAAGACAAAGAUUCAGCUGAGUUUUCACAAGAAGAGAAGAGCUCUUACGUAUCAGCAAUAUGAAGGGGAACUAUGGCCCCAAGUAACGUCAACGGGUGUCAAGGAAAUUCCUUCAGUGUCUCGAGCAGGUGUACUAAAUCAAGACUGUCAAGGCCCCCAGCAGCCCUCUCUAAGUACUUCCUGCUUUGAGUAGGGCAUCAGACUAGAUGCCCUCCAGAGGUCCCUUUCGACUUACAUUAUUCUAUGGUUCUACACAGAGAUUCAAUAAUAACAGGUUGCCACAGGCAGGAGCUGUCUAUUAGUAGAGACAGUUUCAGGCUGAAACAUAAACAUCCUCAGCUAUUUCUACAUGAGUUCAGUGCAGGGUAGAGUUACUAGAUACUAGUAUUCUCUCAGGAUAAAAUCAGCACUGUAAACAUCUCUCACUGUAAACAUCAUCUCCACUGCCCAACUCUUAAAAUGGAGAAAGUCAGGGAUUUGUGACUGUAGCUUUAUCUGAUCUGCCUUCGUUCUUCCUGGCAUGAAACACUCAUCUUUUUGUCUUUAAGCUCAGAAAUUCUCACCAGUGACUACUGAGGUUUAAAAGCCCCUGGAUUUACAGAGGCAACUAAGGCAGAGACUCCAUCUGCUUCUUGGUUGGCUAAAAUCAUUUAUAAAGAAGCUUGAUGAAAUGUAGUGGACUUUGGAGGGUCUCAAGCCAAUUUUCUUGGCUUAUUAGGGACUUCCCUGCUGCAGUUAUAGCUUUCAAGAGUGCUUGAGCGCUACAUGGUCAAGCCAAUGCAGGAAGGAAACAUUACAUCCUAUUUACUAUUCACCUCUCCUCCCAACGUCACAUAACCUAGCUUAGUAAAACCAGAAACAGACACAAUAAUGAAAGAUUAGUAGGUCAUAGGGUAAAUUAAUUAAAUAUAAUUUUCAAAGUUGAGAAGUGCUGCCCAGAAUAUAGAUUUAUACCAACAAUUAGAAAGGUACUGAAUAUGACCUGUGGUCUCCAAGGAAAAGGAAAGCGCUCCUUGCUUUGGAGGACCCUGGGAAACAGGCUACUACUUGAACAUCUGAACCCAAGCCCUUAUGGGUGAGUGGAAAGUCCGCUGAAGGGGUUUAGAAGGUUUUACAGAGGACUUACAGUUCACAGUUGGUUUUUUUAGCCACAGAUGUACUGACAGGGUGAAGGGACGGAGGAGAGGGGGAACAUGACUAGAUAUGCUCAGCUGUCAACCCUGGAAGUAUCAAGGCAAAAUGUGCUUAGGCAACCAUUGUGCUCCCUGCUGUUUGUUACAGUCGCACCUAAACAAAUCUUCAGGACCUGUUUCAGGAGCAGCUUGGAGUGUCAUAUGCCUUGAUCUGGUGCUUCCUAUUCGUACUGCCUGGCUGAGGGUGCCAGCCACCUGAUAAGCCAUGAGGCGUGUUAAGGCAAAUGGUGUCCCACGUGAUCCAAGCAGUAGACUCUGAUUGCAUCUGGGAGUGUCUUGCAAGAUCACUCUCUGCCUCGCCACAGGACUGAUGCUGAGUUCAGCUUUGGGCAUCCAUUCAAGGGCAGUGCAAGCAUUCCCAGUGCAUGUUCCCUAAAUACAAUUGCAGUCAGGCCAGCAACUGCAUGACUAAAGGACAUAUAUUAUAUAGCGGCUACCUGGGAAUUGCAAAAAAGCAACCCACUUCCUGCAUAGGUGGGAGAAUCUAGUGCCCUGAAUCAUACGGAAUCAGCAGAAGCCCUCACAGCCCAAGAAAGCUGGGUCUCUUACCUACGGAAUAACAUUUAAAACAAGAACUAAGAAUGGCAAGUGUCCCUCCCUGAGAGUCUGGAAGAGGUUAGAGACCCAUCAGGCAAGAAUGAGCCUAGCAGAGGUCCCAUCUUGCAGGAGGGGGAGAGAUUAUAUGAGUCUUUAAAUCUGUGAACAAAAUGCUUCUCAAUUUGGAGGUUUCAUUGCAAUCACUGAAAGAGGGCUUCUUCCUGACUGCUGCUCCAGGAGUCAUUUGCUCUAUACCCUGCGUGGGCAAUAAGUCUUUGUUCAGCAGAGAGAAAUUGCCUUGUGUCUCUAGUGCAGAUAGACUCUGCGUGUCAUGCACCAGCACAGCCUUUAGUUUGUAUCGAUCAUCUACUCACAGGAAGCUCCAGGGUGGCCAGGAGCAGCCAAGAGCAUAGUGCAACAUCAGAUCCUGUUACCUGCCCACCCUGGGGCCUCCCAAACAGCCUGCCAACAGUUUGCCCAAGGGUGCGUUUUGGUAUGUUACCAUACUGAUGCCACACUCAGCUGCACCUGGGCCAUGCUUGCAAACUUGGUGCCUGUACAGAUGAUGAAUCUACUUUGCAGGCCUUGUCUCAAAAUGCAAGGUAGACAUAACCACUAUGUCCUCCAGAGUCAGCUACUCUUCCACUAUAGCCAAUGUGAACAUUUGCAGCUAAUUGUGAACAGUUUUUAGAUCUUCAGUUAUAGUGUUUUUAUUAUCCAUGGAUGCUGCUAUUUUAUAUUCCAUGUUAGUCCUGAAAUAAUAUUGCAUAUGAAUAGCAUAGGAAGAAAUAGACCAACUAGUUAAAUAAUUUUAAAUACAGACCUCAUGAGCAAAGAAAAACUAGAAAAAAAACUUUGUAAAGUCUAACCCCUUGCACUUUCACAGUAGUGACCACAUCGUCUGUUUGAAAGUGAUUUUUUGAUGCUACAGUGUGUGCUACGUCUUAUUAAUUCACAGUUAUGUCCAUGAGAUGCUUUACAAAUGAGAGAGCAAGGGAACAAACAUAAUGACGAGCAGAGAUAAUGCAACUCUAGAUAAAUUUUCUUCAUCUGUUUGGGCAAUUGGAGUCCAAUUUUUAAUUAUUUAUAAUACUUUCUAAGUACAAGUUAAAUGUAUCACAGUAUAUUUUCUGCAGAUAAUGCAGUGUUAGCAACUUAAUCUCUCAUUUCAGUACUGUGUGUGCAGUUUAAAUGUGGCUUAGAAGGGGGAUAGUAAAGCGAUGAAACAGGCCUUUUUUGUGGGGGUUAGUGAAGCCAUAAUCUUGCAAGGAUCUACACCUUCAAGGAGCCAAAAUGGUGGAUUUGAGCAAGGAGUGCUUUUUUGUGUUAAGUACUAGCUAUCACAAUCUGGUUAAGCAGAAAAAAAACCCAUAAAGAGUACCUAGAGAUUUAAUAGUACCACUUCUGCCUACAAACAGUUCUGUCCUCUCUUUUUCCAUCACAAUCAUGGCAAAACUUCUUCACCAUCUGGAUGAUGGAAGUAAGUAUUAUUCAGUUGCUGAUAUUCUGUAAAACAGUGUAGAUCACUGUAUAAAUAGUGCUACUUGGACUCCUGCCUCUUCAGAAUGAAAAAUCUCAGAGAUGUACUUAGUUUCAGGAGCCUGGGAGAUCAGGGCAGCUCAGAGUCCUCCACUCAGCCCCAGAGUACUCAGUCCCAUGCCCUGAAAAAUAUAGCAACUGCUUAUCAAGUGGACAUUCUCACAAACAUUCCUCCUGUUGCAUUUGAUUUGAGGCAUCCCGAAGUCAACGUAGUUAGUCUGAUGUUUGAACGAUACACUUUUUAACACACUCCAUUUUCUUUGGCUGGAAUUAUUCUAUUGUAAAAGGGAUUAUUCAUGUCUUGUGUUUUACUGUAAUAAAGUUAUUUAUUAUUUGAGAAAACUCUUUCACUUGUUUCCUCCCCUUUUUUCUCUUUGAAGGAGAUUGGCCUUAAAAAGCUCUAGGUCUCUGUCUGACUCCUAAUGAUUUUGGGAACAGGAGCAUUUAGAAAGUCUUUAUUUAUACAAAUAAAUCUUAUGCAAGAGGAACCAGCAGUUUCACUCAUGAAGGGUCACAGGAUGAGACAACAUUUCCAGAAUAAUGGGAUGGUGAAGACGACAAAAAGGAUUGAAAAUUAUAGUGACAAAAAAUCGGGAUGUUACAAAGUACUUUAUAUGCAUCCUUCAUCUACUUUCCUGUAGUAGAUUUGAAGAUUCAAGAGGAUGUUUGGCUUAUUUCCAGAGACAGCACUGAUCAUAGCAGGCACUUAGCACUGCUUGUAAAGCACUGAGCACUGUUGCUGCCCUAUAACAAGCACUAGGUGUGGACCAGUGGAUUUGCACUAGUGGGAAGAUUUGCAGCUAUGCAGGUCCAGAACUGCUCCAGGAAAAACAUAGGUAUAGUAAUAAACAGUACCAGUCUUUGUUAUGAAAGUCAAAUGUUAAUCUUCCUACAAUUUACUAUUUGUGUUCUGUAAUAGAGGAAGCAAGGAAGUAGGAUGCAUAUGAUGGCCCUGGAACCACCUGGACACCUGCUGGGUCCA
Molecule: messenger RNA, 10771 nt
Organism: Struthio camelus australis
Lineage: Eukaryota; Metazoa; Chordata; Aves; Struthioniformes; Struthionidae
Source: RefSeq, a predicted model, not a curated record